GUAGUAUCUGACUGUCACGUGACUGUCACUGAACGUCACAUGCCAACAUGGCUACUGCAGUCUCCAGCGAACAUUUCGACAACUUGCAGCUUCUUCUGAAGGCGCCGUCUAAAGAUGCAGUGAGGGACGUUUGUGUUCAGAGUCACAGAGGUCCAAGUCGUCGGCUGGCAGAGACCACAGCAGCCACACUGAGCAUCCCUGCAGCGCAGGCUGCUCAGCUGGUCCAGUCCCUCCACGUUCUGUCUCACCACGUCCUCUUCUACAACCUCAGCUCUCCGGAGCAGAUCCUCGAGCUCUUCCCCGACUCGUUCCACUCCAGUCUGAAGAACCUGAUCACCAAGAUCCUGCUGGAGAACAGUCCAACAUGGAGAACAGAAGCUCUCAGUAAUCAGAUCUCUCUACCCCAGCUGAAGGAGUUGGACUGGAGAGUCGACAUGGUGACCAGCUCAGACUCACUUAGUCGGAUGUCCGUCCCGACCUGCCUCGUUCAGCUCAAGAUGGAGGACUCGUGUCCAUCAGCAGUCGGGGAGUCGGUUUCCACAGUGACGGUGGAGCUGAGCCGGGAGUCUCUGGACACCAUACUGGACGGACUGGGACGCAUCAGAGACCAGCUGUCUGUGGUCGCCGGGAAAUAAGGACUCUUAGUUGAUUGGCUCGUUCAUAUGGUGACAUCACAGCUCAGAGUCAAAGGACAGUUUUCACAGACUGAAGCCGCCUGUCGCUUUUAUUUUGUACCAACGUCAAAGAUCGUUAUGAUUUCAUUCCUCAUAACUUUGAUUAUUUCAUGUUUUCUGCUCAAAGUUACUCUGAUCUGAACGAAUUAACGAGUUCCUUAUUCAGUCUGUGUUUACAGAAAUAACUGAUUUAUUGUCUCAUUCAGUUUGUAAAAAUACAAAAUAUUUGUUAGUUAAAACUGUAAAAUAAAUAUUACUUUGUAAUUCUAUGUCAUUUUAUUUAGUUUUUAAUUUUUUUUCUCCAGACCAAUAAAGAAUUGAAAUCUUUUUACAUGUGGACAUUUUGUACAUUGAAUUAAAAUAAAUAAUUAAUGGUCCAAGCAUGAAUAUUAAAAUAA
Messenger RNA from Epinephelus moara (kelp grouper), 1072 nucleotides. It is a transcript of the gene commd9, whose product is annotated as COMM domain containing 9. The record is from RefSeq and is a predicted model, not a curated record. Lineage: Eukaryota; Metazoa; Chordata; Actinopteri; Perciformes; Serranidae. The transcript is spliced from 6 exons. The coding region runs from base 48 to 635 and encodes 195 amino acids.